Chelmon rostratus (copperband butterflyfish) is the source of this 9383-nucleotide messenger RNA. It is a transcript of the gene eipr1, whose product is annotated as EARP complex and GARP complex interacting protein 1. Bases 105 to 1268 code for a protein of 387 amino acids. Lineage: Eukaryota; Metazoa; Chordata; Actinopteri; Chaetodontiformes; Chaetodontidae. The record is from RefSeq and is a predicted model, not a curated record. Gene Ontology annotation, molecular function: protein binding. Gene Ontology annotation, biological process: protein ubiquitination. The transcript is spliced from 9 exons.
GUUUUGAUGUAUGUAGCGCAGUUACAAUAUUUUGAAGUGUUUUCAUCGAAAGACGAUCGUUUUUUUAAGAUUAGAGAGCGCUGACUUUUGCAACAAACUGCAAAAUGGAGGACGACGCUCCUGUUAUUUAUGGGCUCGAAUUUCAGGCACGAGCACUGACUGCCCAAACAGCUGAAACUGAUGCCAUUCGUUUCCUUGUGGGCACACAGUCACUCAAAUUUGACAACCAGAUCCACAUCAUUGACUUUGAUGAUGAGAAUAACAUCAUUAAUAAGAAUGUCCUUCUGCACCAAGCUGGGGAGAUAUGGCACAUUGGCGCCAGUCCUGCAGAUAAGGCUGUGCUUACCACCUGCUAUAACAAAACCAGUGACAGCAGGGUGGUGUCCUGUGCAGCAGUAUGGCGGAUGCCAUCUGACUGGGAGACAGGAAGUCAUGAGUCACCUGAUGACUCCGCCCAUAACCCCCAAACCCUGGAGUUGCUCUGUCACCUAGACGACAAUAGCCACAGCAACGCUGCCUGUGUGCUGUGGGAGCCCAUGGGGGAUGGCAAACGUGUGAUUUCAUUGGCUGAUAACCAUGCACUGCUCUGGGACCUGCAGGAGAGCUCCACAUGGGCCACGCUCUCCAGCACUGCCACUCUGGAGGGUAAAGGUCAGCUGAAGUUCACCUCGGGCAAGUGGAGCCCCCAUCACAAUUGCAGCCAGCUCGCCACAGCGAAUGAUACGGCCAUACGAGGCUGGGACCUUCGCACUAUGAGUCAGAUCUACUGUAUAGAAAAUGCCCAUGGCCAGCUGGUGCGUGACCUAGACUUCAACCCCAACCGGCAAUACUACUUGGCCAGCUGUGGAGACGACUGCAAGGUCAAGUUCUGGGAUGUCCGCAACAUCCAGGAGCCCGUCAAGACCCUGGAGGAGCACUCACACUGGGUGUGGAGUGUCUGCUACAACCACAGCCACGACCAGCUGGUGUUGACAGCCAGCAGUGACAGCCGCCUCAUCCUCUCCAACAUGGUGUCCAUCUCCUCAGAGCCAUUCGGACACUUGGUGGAUGAUGAAGAGCUCAGCGAGGGGGAGGACAACCACCAGGAAGACAAGGGUAAGGAGCCCCUAAAGGACAGUGUGGUGUCCACCUAUGAGGAACAUGAAGACAGUGUGUAUGCGGCAGAGUGGUCAUCAGCUGACCCCUGGCUUUUUGCCUCACUCAGCUACGACGGACGCCUUGUCAUCAACAGGGUCCCCCGCGCUCUCAAAUACCGCAUCCUGCUGUAAGAGGGCAGGGAGGGACAGGUGACCUGAAUGUGCAUAUGUGUUUGUGUGCAGUGAGAGUGCAAGAGAAGAGAUAAUAAAACUGUACAAAUUCUUUGCUACAAAAGCUGCCAAUAGAUAUUCCAUUCUAACUUAUAAUAUCCUGUGCAAGACACUGCAAACUGCAUGUGAAGGCAGCAAUGGUGAGGACUAUGUGUCUGAUGGAAAUAUACUGUAGUUCGUAUGUAUCAAAUGACCACUGUAAAAAAUAAAACUGUGCUGCUCAUGAUUUCUGGAUAAACAUUUCACAUGGUGUGCUUCUUAAAUGUUGGCACCAACCUCAUGAGAUAGCAACACACACACAUAAAACAUCAUAUUCUUCAGUCUACUGUGUCAUGUCAUUAUGUUUAUUCAUAUGUUAUUUCCUAGCAUUUUGUUGUCUGAAUCUUAUUUGUUGUCCUUUAUGCAUUAUCUGUGUGACAAUAAAUACUGGUGCUCAACUAUCAGUACAAUCAUACUUACAUACAAAUGCAAAAGACACAGUAUUUGUAUUUCAGCAAAGAGAGUAAAUGGACUGUAUUUAUAUACCGUUUUUCUAGUCUGACGACCACUCAACAUUCUCUUACAACACAAGCUUACUUUCACCCAUUCACACAUGGUAGCUAGGCCACCUGCUCAUUACAGCCAUUAACAUGCUCACACACACUCACAAACCCACAUUUGUUUUGGGCCAUGUGGGGCAGCAGAACAAGCUGUGAAGUUGAUGUGACAAAGGUGUGAGCAAAUAGCUGCUUAUUUACAAAACCAGCAGAUGCAGGGAAACAUAAGCAAUAAUUUCGAGUCGUGUUUUUAGCCACCAGUUGAUUGUAAGUCCAACAGUCACUCUCCUUUUAGCUCUGUUUUGGUCUCAACCAACUUCUUAGAGAAAUCAAGUGGCAUGAAAGAGUUUGGGCACCCCUGGCCAAAAUUUCUGUUCCUGUGAACAGCCAAGUUAGCAAAAGACGACCUAAGUUCCAAACAGCAAAGUUAAAGAUGACUCAUUUCUUUAAUAUUUUGAGAAAGUCUACUUUUAUAUUUCCACCUUUUACGCUUUCAAAAUAACAUAAAAGGAAAAGGCCCUGAAGCAAAAGUCUGGGAACCCCGCAUGGUCAUUACUUAGUAACACCCGCUUUGGCAAGUUUCACAGCUUGUAACAGCUUUUUGUAGCCAGCCAAGAGUCUUUUAAUUCUUGUUUGGAGGAUUUUCACCCAUUGUUCCUUCUGUGAAAUAUUUGGGCCAUCAUGCAUACACUACUCUUUUGAGGUGUAUCCACAGAUUUUCAGUGAUGUGUAGGUCAGGGGACUGUGACAGCCAUGGAAAAGCCCUCAGCUUGUACCUCUUGCGGUAGUCCAUUGUGGAUUUUGAGGUGUGUUUAGGAUCAUCAUUAUCCUGUUGUGGAAGCCAUCCUCUUUUUAUCUUCAGCAUGUUUACAGCUGAUGUUGUCAUGAUGCUAUCUAAAGGCAAAAGGUAAACACCAGCCCAAAAUGCAUCAGGCAUGUUUAGAUGUUCCUUUGAAAACUUCUGAUGCUGAAUUUUUAGGUGAGGAUGCAGCAAAGGUGUCGCAGAACAGCACACCACUGACACUUCCAGAGUCUGGAAAUCUGAGUCUUGAUUUGCUUUUCUAGCAUUCCAAUUAAAAUUCUCUCAGAAAGUGUUGUUGGGGUUUUUUGUGAUGUUGAUUAUGUUGGUUUUGUUGGUUCAGCUUGACCUUCGCCAAUUCUUAUUUUAAUUUUCAGAGUGCUAGGCAGCUGCUUAGAGGAGCCCAUGGCAACUGAUUGUUGGGAAACGGUUUGAGGAAUGUAUUUCUAAAGUUUUGAAAUUUGUAUCAUCUGGCUAUCACAUUUUCUACCUAACAAGCUACUUAAGGUCAGAGACAUUGGUAAAGGUUAUCUGAGAGCUCAAAUCUCUUGGGGUACCCAAACAUUUGUAUUGUUAUCCUUUAAUUUUCUUCACUCUAAAAUUGUACAAAACAAAAAUAAUCAUCUUUAACUUUAUGCCUUUUGGAGAUUUGUUCAUCUUGUACUCACUUAACUAUUCACAGUAUCAGAAAGGAUACAAGUGGUGCCCACAUUUUGCAUGCCACUGUAUCUGGCUCAUUGGCUCUUUAGCUGCUACUCUACCUGCAAUUACUACUCUUUAGUUGAUGUUCCUCUGCUUUCACCAGCUAGUUGCUAACUUUGUCAGCUGUUUGGUGCUGGCCAGGUUACAUGCUGGGGAUUAUCAGAGCUGCUGGAAAUGACAGUGAACCAAGCUGCUUGCUUAAUUUGCAAGCUGUAAAACCAAAAAAGAGCUGAAAGACAUAACAACGCUUCAGCAGCUGAGACGUGGUGAUUAUUUUCUGUUGGUUUGAAUUUUGUGUCAUCACUUAAUUGAUGAAUUGACUAAUUUGAUUUAUUUAACUGGAAGUACUGCCCUCAAUACAGACUUAGAUGCCAAAGCAAGGUAAAAUUGAAAUAAAGCCAAGAAAUAAUUCUAACACGAUUACAACAUGCAAACCUGUGUGUACACCACAUAUCUUGUCACACCUGAGAAACUGCUGGAAAAUAUCUGUUGUGACAUCUCUGGUUGGGGUGUGGCCACAAGUAUGACAUGCAACAUUAAACCUAUACAAUUUUGUACCCUUUGUGAUUCAGUUGGCCUUUCUGAAGACUGUAGAUUUACAGUGUACUGUGAGCUGCAUCCCUUGCUCUUCUCUCCCCUCACACAUGUGCUCACUUCUCCCUUUCCUUCUCACUCCAUACAGUGCGAUCUGAGACUGAUCAACACUGACAGUCUGAGCCUCUAUUAUGGCGGACACCACUGCCAGGCCUUUUAAUUGCACCUUGACUCUAUGCGUCACACUUUCACACACAUACACAGACUAGUGCCAAGGGAGGGGCACAGGGCCUUCAUUAGCUAUGCCAGUGGGGGCAUGCAGUGAUGUGUCUGAAUACAGACUGUAUUCGGCUGUCUAAUCAGAGAAGCUGCUCACAGAUGCACAUUAAGAGUCACACACAUACAAAAACCUUGUUACCCUACAGUCAAUAAUUGAGAGGAGGGAUCAGGGUGGAGAUACAGAGGGAUGUGAGCACUGAAAAGGUAAUUGCUGGAUCUUGCCCAUCUGGAAACUUGUGAUGCUUGUCACAGACAUGCAAUGACACGCACACAAGCAGCAGUCAUUGUCUCUUCUGUCUUCUGGGCACCAUUGUAUAUAGAAUUGUGAGGGUGACAAGCAUGUAUGCCAGGGUCUUAUAUGUAAUGGAGUAUGUGUCUGUAUUUGUUGUAAAGAAAGACAAUAUUAAAAAAACAAUGAUUGAUUAGAAAAAGCAGAGCCAGAUAUUUCAUCACCAGAAACAGAAUAUCCAGUUAAUAUUGCAGCUUUUUGACCAGUCACUCUACAUGCUGAUAACAGCCAAAUGUUUAUCUGUGAAUCGAUGAAGGCACCUCUUUAGUAUUCCUGAAAGGCUACUCUGAUGGAUUUGUAGCCAUAUACAGGCUACAGCAUUUUGCUGGCCAACAAUAACACAUGAUGGCAGCUGGUGGUUGAAUUAAAAAAAAAAAAAAGGAGAGAAAAAAACGAUCCACACCUUUGUGUCAUCCACAAAUAUGGAAUUCAUGAAUUAUUGUAAUUUUUGUGUCAUUCACAUUACCCAUCAACAGCUUCAACGGCCUCUUUGGCCGCACACAAUUUUAAACACACUAACACAUUCUAUAAAUUAGAAAUAAUGAGUAAAAUGUGUUUGUGUCAACAUCACAAAUGCACAGUAAUUCCAAUAUUAACUCCCCUUGCAGCUCUCUUUCACCUUUUUCAGCUCCUGAGAAAAAUACCAUCUCUUUAGCUGCUUAAUUAACACUACCACUAGCUCAUCUUAACUUUGUCCUGCCGUUUGGUGGUGGGAAGGUAGUGUACAACAAGGUAAAAUAGGCUAAAAGGCACUGUAGAGCAUAGGGGAAUUACAUAGUUGGGUGAUAAUUCUCUGUGGUUUCUUCACUAUGACUGAUGUCUUUCAAAUUACACAUAGUACACGUGAUCGGGAGCUUUAUGUGCCAGCCACCCAGACUUCCUCAGGUCAUGAGACUCUUGACCUGGAAUAAGAGAUGACAGUGUCAUUGAGGCUGCCGGCAGCCCUUCAUGAGUUACUGCACUCUCCUGGGAAGUAGAGGCUGACAUUUUUGUGGUGGUGCUUAUGAACUUCUACCGUCAGUGAGGUGUGUGAGACCUUUCUGCUGUUUCUGACAGUUUCUGUUACAGUUGUGACUGCAAAGCCUAAUUCAGCUCAAAGUGUUGAAAACGGUGGGACAGUCAUAGUGGAACCGGUAGGUUUAGAGGACUGGUUAUAGUGUGACCUGAGAAUGGUCAAGCAAAAAUGUUGAAUCAAGAGCAGAUUGUUGAUGAUUUUGUGGUACACAAGGCUCAGAGGACUAUGUUCAGAGAGGUGAAUACAUAACAGCUACAGAGGCAUCAACAACCACUGCGUUGCUUGGCAAUGGAGCAUUGUGUGUUUGAGUGCUACACAGUGUGUAAAAACUGUGCAGCUCUCUUUGCUUUAUUAGGGCUAAAGCCCCGAAGGGGCAGAACCCUUCUGUGUUUGUACCGGUUUAUUAUCAUCAGUUGUUUUCUUUUGCAGCGUCUCAAACUGCUGUGAGCUGGAUUGUGCUAAACACAUGAGACUCCAAAUAACUGGAAAUGAUGUGCAAGUGCUUCCCAAGAAAUGUGAGCCCAAUCAGCCAGAUAGUGAUACAAAAAAUACAAUUUUUGAAAGGCCACGUCUCUUACUUCUUCUGAUCGACUUGAAAUUGGACAAGCAGGUCCUACUUCAUUUGCUCUACGAAAAAAACUCUUGGACCAUAAAAGUCUGCCAUGAUGGACUUUCUGCCAUUUUGAAUUUUUUGAAAAGCAGGAGUAUUAUGUAUGUAUGAAAUUGUUGGAUUUUGACUGUCUCACCAAAAUGGGUAUACAGCUUCACAGGACUGAGAUAAACAUUACGAAUAUAAAUGAACAAGAUCGGUUGAAAAACGUGAUCGCCAUCAAUGAUUAAACUUAAAAGGCAGCAGGAAAUUAGCCAUAACUCAUUAGCGAUUUGUCCAGUCAUCAUAAAUCUUGUACAUAUCUUCAGGGUGUGAUUGGGAAUAGGGCUACUGUGUAUUUUGAGCCUGACAGCCACACUAUGUCCUGAACAUGAGUUUGGACAAAUUGUGUAACUUUGAGUGAGCAGUUAGUGAAAUGCUGCAGGAUGAAACAAACGUGUGAUUGGUCUCACGUCUUCUUGAAUGAGAAUUAAACUAGCUGAAGUGACCUUGCUCACCUUUGUGAGACCUGAAACCCACUUGUUGGGGCAAUUGCAGCUUGCUUCUGUGUGAACAAAAAAAGGCUUGAACCCAGAAUCAGCACUUGCAGCUGUAUUGUGUGUUUGAGACAGCAGCCACGAUAUUAUUUAUACAUCUCUGUGUUGUCUGCUUUGGUGAUGUUUUAUUCUUCUGUUAAAGUGGCACUUUUACCAUUUACCAAACAUUUUUUUCAGUGUCAAGAAUGUUGGUAGUUGUAGCUAGCUUCUUUGACCUGUGCAAACUGCUCAGGAAGCACGACAACAGCAUGACAAAAGCCAACUUACUGUCCAAAUCUUUCAUUCUUCCAUGGGUUACAUUAUUAAUUUAUUAUUCAAAACCUAAUACCUAUGGUGUUCAUUGUGAGUUUCAGGUGCCUUGAUCAUUUGAACUAUAAAAAUGAUCUUUUGCCAUGUUUCCUUCUAUGAUUUUAUCACAAUGUGAUGUGCUUUGGUCACCUUUUAGGUCUAAGUUAUUUGUCAAUUUGCAAUUUUAGUGUCAAAAAUGAUUUUUUUAAUCAUAAUAUUAUCAUUACAUUACUACACCUGUUCAGAUUUACUUUAAAAUUUACUUUUAAAUUUAAAUGUUCAAUUUCAUAUUAUCUUGCAGUAAUUCAAUUAUUAUCAUUAUGAUUAUUAUUAUUAUUUUGCUGUCUUGGCACAGCACAGCUAAGUUAAGGCAUCACAUACAUACAUACGUACAUACAUUCAUACAUAUGAAAUCAUUUUUAUUAACGAGGCCUUAUAGAUAUUUCUAUCAGUGCAUUUAUAUUCAUAUUAAAAACAAGUAUUUUCCUGCAAUGCCUGUAAAGCAUGCAUAUAUCAAGGAAUGCGUCUCUCAUCUACAAACCACAACACAACAACAAGUGGAACUUGUUGUUGUGUUGUGGUUUGUGGUUUGGAACCUUUUAACAAUUUCUUCUUUUUUGUCCUUUUAUAAGAAGUGCUGGCAGCAACUGCCUGAGGGUUCUCAACUGAUCAGGUUCAUCAAUACUGGCCUCAGAACACUGAAGGUAGCGUGUAGUGAUGCAGUGGACCUGUAAGCAGUGUAUUUUUUCUGUAGACAAAAGAGUUUUGAGUAACAGUUGUUUAAACACUGUUGCCUAAAACAUGGAGGAUUCGCUCGUCAACAGCCAGUCCCAUGUCUUGCUUGUGCACUUUAAAAUCUUUUAAUGCACUCAAAGAGCAUUUCUCUGUUUGGCACUCUCAAUCAGACAUUGGACAAGCAAGUAAACCCAGUGUAUGGAUGUUGAUUUACAGUACAAUAAAAAAAAUACUUUGUAUAGAGUUUAGUAUUUAUAUUGUUAAAUAGGGGUCAUUGUGUGCAGGAUAUUGGUUGGUGUUUCAGGUAUUGGUUUGUAUUUGGGCUUUGGAGGGGGGAGGAGUUUUUGGCCUUAUGAACCAGUUGGUCAAACACAGAUGUCAAGUGUACGGACACAUAAGUGCUUAAUUGUAAACACACCGACCAGGCAUAAGCACAAUAAAAGAGUGUACCUGUCUUCAUCAAAAAUAGAAGGCAACAUUGCAGUCAAGGGGAAAAACAUUAUUGGCCUCAGAGCUAUUUUGAAUGUCACGGGUCAAAGUGGUGGUAACAUCACAAUGUGCGCUGCAAUCACACAGAAUGGGGUCCUCUACCGCAAUUCCAACUUAGGUCCUUACAACACAGCCCACCUGCUCACAUUUUUAGACAGACUGUACAACAUAGUCACAGCAGAAGGCCAAAUGGAUGCAGAGCAGAUGAGAUACAUUGUCAACUGGGACAAUGUAUCUUUCCACUGAUCUACUUUGGUCCAAAACUGGUUUCGUCAGCAUCCACAGUUUUCACUCCAAUACCUCCCACCAUACUCCCCCUUCCUUAGCUCCACUGAGGACUUUUUUUCAGCAUGGGAAUGGAAGGUUUACAAUCUCCAGUCCUAUGUCAGGAUACCACUGAUUCAAGCCAUGGAGGAGGCCUGUGACCAAAUUGUUGCAGGGUCUGUGCAAGGUUGAAUUCGUCAUUUAAGAAGAUUCUUCCCUCGCUGUCUUGUGAGAAAGAACGCAGCCUGUGAUGUGGACAAAGUGCUAUGGCCAGACCCAGCUAGGCCACGAGAUGAUGCUGAGGGUUUCUUUUCUCUUUUUUCCUUUCUUUUCAUUUUGUCUUCACAAAUGUUUUUGCACGAUAUUCUACUGUAUUUAGAAUCUGUUCUGUUCUGAUUUUGAGUGCAAAAUGCAGCCUUUGGAAAUGCAUGGAUGUAUUGACUGAUUUUACAGUGUGGAGAGAAAUAAAAAAAAAUCCUCAGUGUGUAGUACUGGACUUCUGUGUUGUGUUUGGUCGAUAUAUUCAUGUACUUUAACAAUAUCUCUGAAAAAAUCAAACCCAGACUACAUGAUUAGAAAAGUAGAAAUGUUCAAAGUGUUUUAGAUUGAGCCCAGCAGUGUGUAACUGGUUCAAACAUAUCAUAUGAACCAUGUGUGUUCCAUAUGGUGACAAAAAUUGGGUUUUUAUAAAUUAUUGUAUAGUUUUGAAUAAAGAGUUUCAUUUUGCAAAAGAUCUGAGGCGUUCUGCUAUGUGUGGUUGCGUAAAAAACAAAAAACAACAAAAAAAACUACGUUGCUUAUGAGAUGUUAUUUUUGUGGGUUUUUAUUUUUUGUUUUUUUUAAUGUGCACUUAUUUCCUUAUGAUUCCUUAUGAUUAUUAUUAUUUAUAAAGGUACUAUGUAUGUAUGUAUGUAUGUAUAGGUAUGUAUGUAUGCAUGUAUACAUGUGUGCUUUUAUUUUUUAUUUUUAUUGUUGUUUACGUGAUCGAAAUAAAGUUAUA